CUGCCCCGAGUGGGUGGGACCUAACGGGGAAAGAGGUUGUUUGUGUGGCUGCUGUCAUUGUUCAGCUUCUCCGCUACGGUGUCACCUCACCAUCCAAACGGCGAAGGACAAAAGAUCUUACUGAAAUCUCAAAGGAUGUCCCGGGAGCAGCAGGCUGUGGCUCGUGCCAGGAAGGCCUUUGAAACAGGCAGGUCCAAACCUCUGGAGUACCGGAUCCACCAGCUGAAGAACCUACAGCGGUUAUUCACUGAGAGACAGAAAGAGAUUUCAGAUGCCAUCAAGAAAGACCUCAAUAAGAGUGAGGUGGGAACGCAGCUGUAUGAGACUCUGGGUUUGGAAGGAGAGAUUGGCCUGGCCAUCAGGAAGCUGAAGGAGUGGGCAGCCCCCCGGUCCGUGGAGAAGAACCUACUGACCCUCUCGGACACGGUAUACAUCCGUCCUGAGCCGCUGGGGGUGGUGCUGAUCAUCGGGGCCUGGAACUAUCCUUGGGCUGUCACAAUCCAGCCGCUCGUUGGAGCCAUUGCUGCUGGUAAUGCAGCUGUGGUGAAGCCCUCAGAGAUCUGUAUUCACACUGCAAAAGUCAUGGAAGACCUGCUACCUCUUUAUAUUGACAAAGAGCUUUAUCCUGUAGUGACCGGAGGAGUGCCAGAGACCCAGGAGCUGUUGCGAGAGAAGUUCGAUCACAUCUUCUACACCGGCAACAGCAUGGUGGGUAAAGUGAUCAUGGAGGCUGCUGCCAAACACCUGACACCUGUCACCCUGGAGCUGGGUGGAAAAAGCCCCUGCUACAUCGACAAGAACUGUGACAUCAGCGUAGCCUGCAGGCGAAUCACCUGGGGAAAGUAUACGAACUGCGGUCAGACCUGCAUCGCCCCCGACUACAUCCUUUGUGAUCCCAGCAUCCAGGACCGGGUCAUUGAAGAGGUCAAGAAGUCCACCAAGGAUUUCUACACAGACAACCCAAAAACCUGCCCUGACUAUGGACGCAUUAUCAACCAGCGCCACUUCAAGAGGAUCAUGACCAUGUUGGAGGACAGCACCGUUGCCGCAGGAGGCGACAACGAUGAGUCAAACUGCUAUAUUGCCCCCACAGUUCUGCGGGAUGUGAAGCCUGAGGCAAAGGUGAUGCAGGAGGAGAUAUUUGGACCUGUGCUUCCUAUCUUGCCUGUCAGUAGCUUGGACGAAGCAAUAAAGUUCAUCAACAAGAGAGAGAAACCUCUGGCCCUGUACGUCUUCUCACCAGAUGAAAAGGUGAUCAACAGAAUGAGAGACGAGACAUCCAGUGGAGGAUUCCUGGCCAAUGACUGUCUUGUUCACUUUUCUGUCAGCUCGCUGCCUUUUGGAGGAGUGGGAAACAGCGGUAUGGGCUGCUACCACGGCAAGUACGGCUUUGACCAGCUGAGCCAUCUGCGUGGCUGUCUCAUUAAAAAGUUGAAAAUGGAGGGGGUUAACGACAUGCGCUAUCCACCUCACACACCCAAGAAACUGGGCUGGGCACGCUUCUUCAUCCUGAAGACUAUGGACCUGGGCUGGAUGGGCCGAAUGGCGCUUUUGGCUGUGCUGGCUGUGGUGGCUGCUGUUAUGCUGCAGAGAUAUUUCCAAUAAUGACACAUCACGAAGUCUGCUAUCUUCUUCACUCUACCAGAGAGGACAUAGAGCAAAAAGAAUCUCAUAACAAGUCAUAGGAAAUCAAAUCAGUAUCCGCAACAAUAAACAGGAAGUUUUCAGUGUUGCCUUAAUCCCUUUAACACUUUAGUUUUGAUAACAGAAAUGAAGUGUCAUGGAGCUCAUUGUAGGAAACAGCUUAUUAUCAUGUAGGGAAUUAUUUAUUCUCAUGUAUGGCUCUUAUAUUUGUAUUGAUCAGCACGAUGUUCCCUUAUAACUUGUUAGAUCAAGUUUGCAUGAUUCACAAAGAUUUUUAAGCACGCUUUAUCACAAACAAACUGAAGAUUCUAGUUUUUAUGAAGCAACUGAAUGUGUUUUGGUGUACUGUAGGAUUGUACAGUAUGAUGCCAGGUUUAAGGAACAAUAAAUGUUUACAUGAAGGACCGGAAAAAUUUCCCAUUUUGUGUCAGAUAUGGUUUAGCCGUUAACUUGACAUUGGUUUGAUAAUAUCUGCACAAUGCAGGUUUUUUUUUCUUUUUUCUUUUGUCUUCAGUUCAUCAAAAUAGGAUCAUGUGAAGGAUGUUUUUUUGUUUUUUUUGAGUCUCCCUAGAGCACCAAAUGCCUCUAACAAAUGUACGUUCCUAGAAAUUGUUUUGUGAUCUGUUUAAAGCAAAUCCCACAUAAACAUUUCAAGACUUUGUAAUUAACAAGUAGAAAUACAUUGCAUGUCUUUUAAAAUAUUAAAAUCUAUAAUAAAAAUAUAUUCUUA
This is a messenger RNA of Melanotaenia boesemani (Boeseman's rainbowfish), 2374 nucleotides long. It is a transcript of the gene aldh3a2b, whose product is annotated as aldehyde dehydrogenase 3 family, member A2b. Gene Ontology annotation, biological process: aldehyde metabolic process. Gene Ontology annotation, cellular component: cytoplasm. The transcript is spliced from 11 exons. The record is from RefSeq and is a predicted model, not a curated record. Gene Ontology annotation, molecular function: aldehyde dehydrogenase (NAD+) activity. NCBI's taxonomy places the organism in Eukaryota, Metazoa, Chordata, Actinopteri, Atheriniformes, Melanotaeniidae. The coding region runs from base 136 to 1605 and encodes 489 amino acids.